Messenger RNA from Nymphaea colorata (pocket water lily), 2612 nucleotides. Its product is annotated as D-cysteine desulfhydrase 2, mitochondrial. The record is from RefSeq and is a predicted model, not a curated record. The transcript has 8 exons. Gene Ontology annotation, molecular function: D-cysteine desulfhydrase activity. The coding region runs from base 410 to 1735 and encodes 441 amino acids. NCBI's taxonomy places the organism in Eukaryota, Viridiplantae, Streptophyta, Magnoliopsida, Nymphaeales, Nymphaeaceae.
GCGGAGAGAGAGGGAGAGAUGCAGCAGCAGCUUCCUCGACGGGCAAAUUACGUCGUCUCGGGCUUCGCAAAACAUGGGACCGGCUCCAAAUUGAUUCCCCGAUCAAAUCAUUCUUCCCAGAUUUUAUAUUAUCACCGAGAUUGAGAUGGAAGCCUUCUACCAUUAUUCAUGACUCAUGAGUAAUUGGAUGUCGUGGUUCUUAACUCUUUUCUGGAAGCCAUUUGGGAAGCCUAUAAGUAUACCAUGAAUUUCUUGAUGGUGUUGUAUGCAUUUUCAUCCAUGUCAUAAGCAGCCACUUAAAAUGUAGUUUUCCUCGUUGGGCUUAUGUAUUUUCAUCUUUGUCACCCAGAGGAUUUCGCUUCGUCCUUAGCAUAUGUAAUCACUAAUUAUACCCAAAGCACAAGGGAGGAUGCUGCGAUAUUGUCCCAUUAUCCCCAUACAGGGGAACCCAAAUUACAGGCGUCGUCAAGAGAAAAUGUUGUCUGAACUGCUAAGCAGAGAAUGGGCUCUGCUUCAUCCGGGUACCAGGAUUCAUAAGAUAAUGGUGUCGGAUACGGAAGGUCAUUCAGGAGCAUCACAAGCAGCAAACAAGUUUUCUUUCAGGAAUAACACUUUUCCUCUAUUGGGUGAUGCUCUGAUCGAGGAAACCAAUUCGGAGCGUUGCUUUUUUGUGGUCAGGGACGAUCUGCUGCACCCAUUCGUCAAUGGCAAUAAAGCGAGGAAGCUAGAUGCCGUUAUUCCUCUUCUAGAUGCGCAUUCGGUGACGGAUGUGGUUACAUGCGGAGGCUGUCAAAGUGCGCACACUGCUGCUGUAGCUGUUUCUUGUGCAGAGAAAGGAGUAAGACCUCAUUUACUUUUGAGGGGACGACAACCUGAAGUCUCUACAGGCUACAAUUUGGUAUCCACGAUGUAUGGCAACGUCAUGUAUAUACCAACAUCAGUGUAUGCAAAUAGGGAAGAAAUGUUAUCAAAAAAUGCUGAAAUUAUUGCAGGUGAGAAUGGAUGUGUGUUGUCAUUGAGUGAUAUUGUGGGCGCAUCUCGAGGGCAUGAUAGAGCUGAAUCAGCUGAUGGAGUACCUUUCUCAUCAAGGAGCUUGCAUAACCAGCACAUUGCACAAGGUACUUGCGAAAGAAGCCUGCGGAAAGUGGUUGUCAUAAAGGAAGGUGCUGGAGAUGUCGUAGCAUUGCUAGGUUUAAUUAGGCUUGUAGAAUAUCUGUCUCAACCUUCUUUAUUUGGAAGGGCACAUAAAGUAGAGGUUAUUGUUGAUGCUGGAACAGGCACAACCGCUAUUGGCUUGGGAUUAGGCAUGCUACUUUUUGGAUUGCAUUGGGAAGUUACUGCAGUGAUGCUUGCUGAUACCAUUGAAGGAUAUAAAAGACAAGAAAAGCACUUGAUAACAGAAUUUAUGAGGUGUUACGGUGGAGAUACUCUACCUCUGUCAAAUAAUGUCACUGCUGCUGGUAUCGUAAACUGGGUGAAGCGUUUCUCUCCAAGAAAAUUUGGUAAUGUGUUGAAGGGAGAACUAGAGGUUUGUCAACAAAUUGCACAACAAACAGGUGUCUUGGUUGACCCUGUUUAUACACUUUCGGCUUGGGAGGUUGCAGUUGACAAGUGUCAGAUGCAAAGUGGUGGCACUGCUUUGACAUUGAUGUUACAUACUGGAGGGACACUUGGAAUGUUCGGCUUGGCACAGAGGUACAAGUCAUAUUUCAAUGCAAUGCAACACAACAGCUGAUCUCUAGCCUUUUAUGAGGUAGGCUGCUGAUUGUCAAGGAUCCAUGGGGUCGCAAUCAUUUGUGAGUCUGUGUGCAGAAGAUAGCAGCACAGUAUCUAAAGGAAUUUCACUUUGAACGCGAUUCCUGUGUAGCCGCUUAGAUUCAUCCACGGUUGGAAUAAAUCUCUUGUCGGUACAUUAAUUUGAUAGCGCGCCGAGGGUAUUCAUGCGGUUCUACGUGCAGAGGACAGUUGGCAUGGCGCCGUUGCCUGUUAGCAGGGCUUUUAUGGUAUCUUGUCAUCUGACAAGAAAAGAUUCGUUUAAAAGGAGUUCUUAGAGACAUGCUAGUCUUAAUUGAAAUCUUGAUUCACCUUUUCCAAUUACAUGUGCGAUUAUAUAUUUUUCAUGCCGUCAGAUCCUGGCACGAGUUUGUGAUCAUGGGACAAUAGAUGGUGGUGUUCUCUCUCUCUUUCUCUGCCGUUUGCUGUUGGGCCAGAAAAAACUCCAGUUCUGGGUUUUGGCUGGUGAUAUUCAUAAUGGACCUCGCCAGGAUGGAUGGAUCCGUUGAAAACUUGUAAGCAAAGAUGGCUAGAUGAUUAUUAUAAUUCGAUAUACACAAGCAGUAUUCGCAUGUAAUUUCGUAAAUGGACCUCUUUAAAAGCCAACAUGGAGACAGCCCGACAGGUGACCAUUGGGAGGAAAGGAGGAUGAUCCAAGAGCAAGUAUUCAGUCACGCCAGUGUGAGAAUUGGCAACGAAAUGACGUCACAUAGCCAGUAGGGACUAGGGAUGUUAAUGGACCGAUUCUUUCUGGUUAUAUACUUGAGUCUCCAUUCCAUUGGUUAAGCCUAGUAACGAAAAAAUCUGACCAAUACAGUAAACUGGUUUUACUGAUUCUA